This is a messenger RNA of Gossypium arboreum, 671 nucleotides long. RefSeq names its product protein cornichon homolog 4-like. Lineage: Eukaryota; Viridiplantae; Streptophyta; Magnoliopsida; Malvales; Malvaceae. Gene Ontology annotation, biological process: vesicle-mediated transport. The transcript is spliced from 4 exons. The record is from RefSeq and is a predicted model, not a curated record. The coding region runs from base 225 to 638 and encodes 137 amino acids.
AUGAAAAAAAUAGCAGUUAAAAUUAGUAAACUGGCACAGUAUUUCUCCUAAGUUCUGAAUCCACAACCAAAAACAUUGCCACCAACAGCCCUUUUGGCGGCAUUGAAGUUGCCUCUGUAAUUAAUUAUUAAAAUUAGAUUUAUUUAUUUAUUUAUUAUUUUUUACAAAACAAAGAAACAGAGAUUGAGAUUUCCGCGACGGAGGGAAGGAGGAAGAAGAAGGCGAUGGCGAGUUUGUUCGUAGGUCUCAUCACCUUCUUCGUCCUCAUAGCUCUUCUCGCCCUUUUAGGUUAUCAGCUGAUGUGUUUUGCGGAUUUGGAAUUUGAUUACACUGACCCUUUAAUUGAUUCGGCGGCACGGAUAAACAAGGUUGUCGUGCCGGAGUUCGUAGUACAAGCUGUUUUCUGUUUUGUGUGUAUAGCGACAGGGCAAGGUUUUUUGUGUUUCAUGUCUCUCCCGAAUUUACACUAUAAUUUCAAAUUGUAUAGAUCAAAAAGGCACUUGGUUGAUGUAACUGAGAUCUUUAAUAAGCUGAACUCGGAAAAGAAGCAACGACUUAUUAAAUUUGGAUAUGUUAUACUCAUUUUUGUUGUUUUUCUAUCUAGGUUGCUUUGUACUGUAGGAGUUGAUGAUUGUUAAAACAGAGUUUGGUGAAUAAUUCCACCAAUGUAA